Messenger RNA from Phragmites australis (common reed), 3047 nucleotides. RefSeq names its product lipoxygenase 2.3, chloroplastic-like. Gene Ontology annotation, molecular function: oxidoreductase activity, acting on single donors with incorporation of molecular oxygen, incorporation of two atoms of oxygen; metal ion binding; protein binding. The record is from RefSeq and is a predicted model, not a curated record. Gene Ontology annotation, biological process: lipid oxidation. Lineage: Eukaryota; Viridiplantae; Streptophyta; Magnoliopsida; Poales; Poaceae. Bases 183 to 2864 code for a protein of 893 amino acids. The transcript is spliced from 6 exons.
AGGCGCGUCGCAGCGAGAGCACUCGAUCCGAGUCGGAAGAGCUCGUCGAAGCAGCUAGCACUAGCAGCAGAUCUCGAUCAAUUUCGAUCCUGCUCAGUCGCUAGCUGCUGCGUAAUCAGCUUUUGGUUAGGAUCGAAUAGUGUAAUUAAGCAAGCAAGAACGCUCUACACGAGGCAGCAGCCAUGAUUCACCUGAACCUGAAGCAGCCCCUGGUGCUGUCCGCGCAGAGCAAUGUCUGCUCGCGCCUGGCGUCGUCGCCGUCGCCCUCGGCGGCUGCCGCCGCGGCGAGGAGGGGCGGCUCCCGGCGGCACAUGCCGAGGAUAAGCUGCAGCGCCACCGAGGAGGCCGGCGGCGCCGUGUCGUCCAUCACCGUAGACAAGGCGCUGACCGUGACGGCCACGGUGGAAGCGUCGCCGGCGAUCGGCCAGAUGUACGCCACCCGUGCCCUCGACGACAUCGGCGACCUCCUCGGCAAGACGAUCCUCCUCGAGCUCGUCAGCUCCGAGCUCGACCCAAAGACGGGUCUGGAGAAGCCACGGGUGACGGGGUUCGCGCACAAGACGCUGAUCGAGGGUCGGUACGAGGCGAAGUUCCAGUUGCCGGCGUCGUUCGGGCCGGUGGGCGCGGUGCUGGUGGAGAACGAGCACCACAAGGAGAUGUUCAUAAAGGAGAUCAAGCUCAUCACCGGCGACGACAAGAGCACGGCCAUCACCUUCGACUGCCACUCCUGGGUGCACUCCAAGUUCGACAACCCCGAGAAGCGCGUCUUCUUCACCGUCAAGUCGUACCUGCCGUCUGAGACUCCCAAGGGCCUCAAGGAACUGAGGCAGAAGGAACUGCAGACACUGCGCGGCGACGGGCGCGGCGAGCGCAAGAGGUUCGAGCGCGUCUACGACUACGACGUGUACAACGACCUCGGCGACCCCGACAAGAACCCCGCCCACCAGCGCCCCGUGCUCGGCGGCAACGAGAAGUACCCCUACCCUCGCCGCGGCCGCACCGGCCGCGACAGGACCAGGAAGGACCCGCUGUCGGAGAAGCGGAACGGGCACAACUACGUGCCCCGCGACGAGCAGUUCUCGGAGGUGAAGCAGCUGACGUUCGGGGCGACGACGCUGCGGUCGGGGCUGCACAUGGUGCUGCCGGCGCUGAAGCCGAUACUGAUCAAGAAGGAGCUGCGGUUCCCGCACUUCCCGGCCAUCGACAGCCUCUACAGCGACGGCAUCCCGCUGCCGCCGCAGACCGGCAUCGACUCCAUCCGCACCAUCGUCCCGCGCGUCGUCAAGUUGGUCGAGGACACCACCGAGCACGUCCUCCGCUUCGAGGUCCCCCAGAUGGUCGAGAGGGACAGGUUCUCGUGGUUCAAAGAUGAGGAGUUCGCGAGGCAGACGCUCGCAGGGCUCAACCCUCUCUGCAUCCAGCUCCUCACGGAGUUCCCCAUCAAGAGCAAGCUCGACCCGGCGGUGUACGGCUCGCCGGAGUCUGCCAUCACCAGGGAGAUCCUCGAGAAGGGGAUGAAUAGCAACAUGACCGUCGAGCAGGCGCUGGCGGCGAAGCGGCUGUUCAUUCUAGACUACCACGACGUGUUCCUGCCCUACGUGCACAAGGUGCGCGAGCUGCCGGACGCGACGCUGUACGGCUCCCGCACCAUCUUCUACCUGACGGACCUGGGCACGCUGAUGCCUCUGGCCAUCGAGCUGACGCGGCCCAAGUCGCCGACGAAGGCGCAGUGGAAGCGCGUGUUCACGCACGGGCCCGACGCCACCGACUCCUGGCUGUGGAAGCUGGCCAAGGCGCACGUCCUCACCCACGACACGGGCUACCACCAGCUGGUCAGCCACUGGUUGCGCACGCACGCCUGCGUGGAGCCCUACAUCAUCGCCGCCAACCGGCAGCUCAGCCGGCUGCACCCAGUGUACCGCCUCCUUCACCCACACUUCCGCUACACCAUGGAGAUCAACGCGCUGGCCAGGGAGAGCCUCAUCAAUGCCGAUGGCAUCAUCGAGGAGUCCUUCUGGCCGGGGAAGUACGCCAUCGAGCUCAGCGCCGUCGCCUACGGCGCAACGUGGCAGUUCGACACAGAGGCACUGCCCAACGACCUCGUCAAGCGAGGGCUCGCGGUGAAGAAGGACAACGGCGAGCUCGAGCUCACCAUCAAGGACUACCCCUACGCCACCGACGGGCUCAUGGUCUGGAACUCCAUCAAGCAGUGGGUGGCGGACUACGUCAAGGUCUACUACAAGUCCGACGCGGACGUCGCCGGCGACGCUGAGCUGCAGGCGUUCUGGGAGGAGGUGCGCACCGUGGGCCACGGAGACAAGAAGGACGAGCCGUGGUGGCCCGUGCUCGACAACCAGGAUAGCCUCGUCGAGACGCUCACCACCAUCAUGUGGGUCACCUCCGGCCACCACGCCGCCGUCAACUUCGGCCAGUACCACUUCGCCGGCUACUUCCCCAACCGCCCCACCACUAUCCGGAAGCACAUGCCGGUGGAGGAGAACCGUGAGGACGAGAUGAGGAAGUUCAUGGCGCAGCCGGAGACGACGCUGCUGGACAUGCUGCCCACGCAGAUGCAGGCCAUCAAGGUCAUGACCACGCUCGACAUCCUUUCCUCGCACUCGCCCGACGAGGAGUACAUGGGCGACUACGCUGAGCCGUCGUGGGUGGCGGAGCCCAUGGUGAUGGCGGCGUUCGAGAAGUUCUCCGGCAGGAUGAAGGAGAUCGAGGGCUUCGUCGACGAGUGCAACAACAACCCGGAGUUCAAGAACAGGUGUGGCGCCGGUAUCGUGCCGUACGAGCUGCUCAAACCAUUCUCCAAGCCAGGAGUCACCGGAAGGGGCAUCCCCAACAGCAUCUCCAUCUGACCUCAGAUUUCUGAGUCUCAGCUCCAAGGGGGGAAUUGCAUUGUUGCAUGCAGGCUGCUUGUGAAAUAAGAUGUACCCUCUGUACCAUUGAUUGUACCCAUGUCACUGCAAGAGACAUGUCUGAGUUACCAAGAUGCCUGUAAUAGUACCCAAAUAUUAUGAAAAUAAAAUGUUGACCAGACA